CUCCAUCGGACAUCGGGGAAUACACUUCGGACACUGCGGACAAUGAGAUACGAUAAGGCCCACCAGACACGCCGAGGAUUUCCAAGCAGCGGCUGUACGAUCCCACCGCUCACUAAAAAAAGAUGAACGAAUGGUAGAUACGCUAUAACGCGUGAUAGCGACAUCGAUUCUCAAAUCCAUACUACGGCGUACAUCUCUGCCUGCUGUGUGUGAUGAACGCUUUGGUUUUGUGUAGUGACUGGUUUCGAUGCCGUCAGGUCACGAGUUUGAUCGAAAGAAAACGGUAUAAUUGUCAAUCCGGCAUAAUAGUGCGUAGCGACGAGCAAUUACUGUUGUCAUCUGCUUUCCUCAAAGAGCCUCGAUAGAAAAUGACGGGCGACUAAAAAGUCUUCAUAAGACAAAGAACCACAAACUAUCAUUCCCAACCUCCCUCCCCUAGUUGAUCAAAACCGACAAACCUGGUCAAAGAUGUCGUACAAGGAAGACAAGGACCUUGAAGAAGAAGGAGGCGAUGCUCCUCAGGCCAUCACCACCCUGAUCGAAGAGGUGUACAUCAACAAGUACACUUUCACCGAAGAAGAAAGCCGAUCACUUGUUCGUAAACUGGACUGGCAUAUCCUGCCUUACAUUUGGUGGUGUUACAUCUUCAACUCCCUCGAUCGAUCCAACGUGUCCAACGCCAAAUCCGACGGAAUGCCUACCGAUCUCAACUUUCCUGACGAAGGUUACGCCAUCAUGCUCUCCGUCUUCUAUGUCCCCUUCUGUCUCCUUGUCGUACCCAGCGUAAUGCUCACCAGGAAAAUCGGGCCCAAAUGGACGAUUCCGGGUUACAUGAUCGGGUGGGGUGGGAUGGCGAUGGUCAAUGCCGGGUGUAAGAAUUUUGCUGGAGUGCUUGCUGUCAGACUCUUGCUGGGUGCUUUUGAGGCUGGGUUUGCGGCUUCCCUGAUUUUUUACUUGACCACUUUUUAUACUCGUUCGGAACUGGGCAAGCGUAUUGCAGUUUUCUACUCUUGCAAUGCCCUGUCGGGUGCAUUCUCAGGCCUUAUCGCUUAUGGAGUCUUCCAAAUGGACUCUAAACUCUGGGGUUGGCAAAUCCUCUUCCUUAUCGAAGGCGCAUUCACCGUCGCGUUCGCCAUCCUUACCGCCUUCAUGCUCCCCUGGUCUCUCGACGAGGCGCGGUUCCUUGAUGAGCGAGAAAGGGAAGUAGGCAGGCUGAGGGUGUUGAAAGAUGGGUCGAGCAAGACGGGAACAAAGUUCAACGUGAGAGAGUUUUUCAAACCGCUAAAGGAUCCGAGGUUCUAUGCUUUUGCUAGUAUCGCGAUCUGCUACGGUUGCGCCGCCUCCAUGGCAGGCAACUUUCUCACCCAAAUCAUUGGCCGCUUCAAUUACUCCACCGUCAAGACCAACUUGUUCACCGUCGCCCCUUACGUCGUCGGUACCAUCUGUCUCCUCCUCACCUCUUGGUCAUCCGACCGGUUCCGUGAACGCGGAUUCCAUCUUGCUUCCUCUUUUGUCCUCGUCCUGAUCGGAUGUAUCAUCCUCAUCGCUAUACCCGUCAGUCAAGUGGGCGCAGGGUACUUUGCAACAUUCUUGAUCACCGCUGGAGCAUUUACCCCACCCGUCCUGUUCCAUACAUGGCACCAAUGCAAUGAUGCGAGUGAAGACGGUCGAGCGUUCCGCGUCGGGUCCUACACCUUCCUGGCGAACACCGGCGGUAUCGUCUCCGCCAACAUUUUCCUCGACAAAUGGGCACCGGCGUACCGCGAACCGCUGGCCAUCACCGUCGGUAUUGAGGCCUUGGCACUCGGACUGGUCAUCGCGUUGAGAAUGUGGAUGUACUUGGACAACAAGAAGCGAAACAAGGCGCAAGGAGUGAAUUGGCAGUCCAAGGAUGUACCUACCGAGGCUCUCGCGGAUGGGCUGAAGAAUCCUGUUUUCAGGCAUUUCUACUAAAGUUGUCGGUUUCAAGUACGUUCAAACAAGUGUUGUCGGAUAUUAUGCACCUUUUUUUCAAAAUUAU
Cryptococcus deneoformans JEC21 is the source of this 2020-nucleotide messenger RNA. RefSeq lists its product as hypothetical. Gene Ontology annotation, molecular function: transmembrane transporter activity. Gene Ontology annotation, cellular component: membrane. Gene Ontology annotation, biological process: transmembrane transport. The record is from RefSeq and is a predicted model, not a curated record. The transcript has 7 exons. NCBI's taxonomy places the organism in Eukaryota, Fungi, Basidiomycota, Tremellomycetes, Tremellales, Cryptococcaceae. Bases 469 to 1953 code for a protein of 494 amino acids.